Melopsittacus undulatus (budgerigar) is the source of this 1741-nucleotide messenger RNA. RefSeq names its product autophagy-related protein 2 homolog A-like. The transcript has 13 exons. Gene Ontology annotation, cellular component: phagophore assembly site. The coding region runs from base 245 to 1741 and encodes 498 amino acids. The record is from RefSeq and is a predicted model, not a curated record. Gene Ontology annotation, biological process: piecemeal microautophagy of the nucleus; autophagosome assembly; reticulophagy. Gene Ontology annotation, molecular function: phosphatidylinositol-3-phosphate binding. NCBI's taxonomy places the organism in Eukaryota, Metazoa, Chordata, Aves, Psittaciformes, Psittaculidae.
CCGGUUCCGGCCUCAUUGCCUGAGUCCCGGCGCCGCCAUAACCCGGAAGCCGCGGUCGUCAUGGCAACGUUGCCUCACGACCCGCACUGCGCAUGCUCUAAGCACGCACCGCCCACUCACUGUCCCUUGACCAAUCCGCGCUCUCCAUCGCUCCCCAUCAACCAAUAGCAGUGAAGCGGAACCGGUGGAGGCGGCACCGGAAGCCGGCGGUGGAGGCAGCGCAGGCUCCGGUACCGGCUCCGGGAUGCGGCGCUGGACGGAGCCGCUCAAGGCCCGAGCCGCUCGGUACGCGCUGGAACGUUCCCUGGGCCCGUUCCUGGAGGAGCGGCUGCGGCUGGAGCAGCUCAGCCUGGACCUGCGCGGCGGCACCGGCUGCCUGCGCUGCCUGCGGCUGCGUGCGCCGGCCGUGGAUGAGCUGCUGGCGGCCGCGGGGGCUCCGCUGGAGCUGCGGGAGGGAGUCCUGGGCUCCGUUACCGUCACUGUGCCCUGGGCCUCGCUCGGAUCCCGCUCCUGCAGCCUCAGAGUCACCGGACUGCGGCUGGCGCUGCGGCCCCGGCAGCGGGGGGGUCCGGGGUCCUCUCCCCCCCCCUCGGCCCGUCGAGACCCCCCCCCGGAGCCGCCCCCCCUGGAGGGGCUGGAGGCGCUGGCCUUGACCAUCGAUGGAGUGCUGCGUCGGCUGCGGGUGGAGCUGCAGGACACGGAGCUGCGCCUGGAGCUGCCGGGGGGGGCGCUGGAGCUGCGGCUGCCGAGGCUUGAAUACGAGGACGAGGGGGGGCCGGGCCCGGGGCCCCCCCCAGUGCUGCUCAAGGGGCUGCGCUUUGGGGACCUGCGGCUGCUGUGGCAGGAGCUGCCCCCCCCCGGGGACUUGGAGGCCGCCCCCCCCCCGCUCCCGGUGGGGCUCAGCCCUGGCCCCUCCCGGCUCUCCCUGAGGCUGAAGCAGAACCAGAGCCUGCCGGGACCUGUGGUGGAGGUGCAGGGGGAAGUGGGGGCCCUGCACUUGCUGCUGCCCCCCCGACUGCUGGAGGCCCUAUGGGGGCUGCUGGGGACCUUUGACCCCCCUGAGCUGUUCUACUCCAUGACGGGCUCCCUGGGGGGGCAGAGCUCAGCCCCCCCCGAGGCUACGCCCCCCCCCAGCCCCUCCCCCAGCGCUGCGGGCAGCCCCCGGUUCCAUCCCCCAUCCCCCCACUGCUUCCCCCCACCCGGACAGGGCCCCCCCCGCCCGGGGGGGUGCUGCCUGCGGGUGACCCUGGGCACGGUGACACUGGCGCUGCCCCAGCCGGGAUGGGCCCCCCCCCGCGGGGAUGAGCAGCUCCUAUGGGGGGUGCUGGGGGGCGGCCAUGACCUGCCCAUCCCCCACCUCAGGCUGCAGUUGUGGGGCACACAGGGGGGGCUGGAGCUCGGCAGCGCGGGGGGGCCCCGGGGUCACCUCGGGGUCGCCCGCAUGGAGCUGACGGAGGAGCUGCCGGGGGCGGAGCCACACCGGUUGCAGGUGCUGCGGUUCCCCCCUGUGACCCCCCCGACCCAGCCCUGCCUGCGCCUGCGCUAUGGCCCCCCCACUGCUCCUGGCCCUGGGGAGCCCCCCCUAAAGGAGCCGCCCCCCCCUCGGGAGCUGUCGCUGGAGCUCAGCCCCAUAGAGAGCGACCUGGACCUGGGGCUCAUUGAGCGCUAUGGCUCCGCCUUCGCUGGCUUAGGCCACGCCCCCGGACCGGACACGCCCCCCGGAGAGGUGGGCGGGGCUUAA